Messenger RNA from Jaculus jaculus (lesser Egyptian jerboa), 1943 nucleotides. It is a transcript of the gene Mtrf1, whose product is annotated as mitochondrial translation release factor 1. The transcript has 10 exons. Gene Ontology annotation, biological process: translational termination. The record is from RefSeq and is a predicted model, not a curated record. Gene Ontology annotation, molecular function: translation release factor activity. Bases 235 to 1581 code for a protein of 448 amino acids. NCBI's taxonomy places the organism in Eukaryota, Metazoa, Chordata, Mammalia, Rodentia, Dipodidae.
GCGGCCCGAGGUCGUCCCAUUAGAAUUUCUGUCCUCAUCAUUUCUCUUUCUAAUUCUUUGCUACGGUCGCCCAAAGACGAAGACUUUGGAUUAGGGUCCAGACGCGGGAGGCGCGGGGAGCAAGCGCUGACCCGGAAGGAACCCCCGGAAGUGGACGCUGGCUGGGCCGCGGCGCGCGGCGGGAGCGGGCGUCCGCGAGGAGCGCUGGCGUCCCUGCUUCUACUAGAUGCUGAGAUGAACUGUCACCUGAGUGUUUGGCUUUUUAGAAAUCCAUCCCUUAGUGCUUAUCCCCAGAGGCACAUCUACCUUCAUUGUCAGCCAUUUAGACAGAUAAAGCUUGAUAUGGGGCUAAGAGUUUUAAAACAAAGUAGGAAUCAUAUUCUCCAUCAGCUGUUAAAUAAGAAUUGGUCCAGAAGAUGUCAUCAAGACACCAGGACGCUUUGGAAGCACAGAGCUCUACAGAAAUACAUGGAGGAUUUAAGAAAGGAGUACAAGGCACUUGAUCAGUGCUUACAAAAGAUCACUGUGAAUGAAGGAGAACGAGGAUCCUUAAACAGGAGACAUGCUGAGUUGGCACCACUAACAGCUAUUUACCAGGAAAUUCAGGAGGCUGAACAGGCAAUUGAAGAAUUAAAGUCAAUGUGUAAAAGUGUAAAUACACAAGAGGAAAAGCAGUUUCAAGAACUUGCAUUGGAAGAAAGGCAAAUCAUUGGUCAAAAACUCAACACACUGUACAAUGAGCUUUUUCAGAGUCUUGUGCCAAAGGAGAAGUAUGACAAAAGUGAUGUGAUUUUAGAGGUGACAUCUGGAAGAACUACUGGAGGUGAUAUCUGCCAGCAAUUUACACGAGAAAUAUUUGACAUGUACCAAAAUUAUUCAUGCUAUAAACAUUGGAAAUUCGAACUGUUGAAUUACACCCCAGCAGAUUAUGGUGGGCUACAUCAUGCAGCAGCCCGAAUUUCUGGUGACAGUGUCUACAGGCACUUGAAGUACGAAGGUGGUAUUCAUCGAGUUCAGCGAAUCCCUGAAGUGGGCCUGUCAUCAAGGAUGCAGCGAAUUCACACAGGAACCAUGUCAGUCAUCGUCCUUCCUCAACCAGAUGAGGUCGAUGUGAAAGUGGACCCCAGGGAUUUGAGAAUAGACACAUUUCGAGCCAAAGGAGCAGGAGGACAGCACGUAAAUACAACAGACAGUGCCGUCAGGCUUGUCCAUGUCCCCACAGGGCUGGUUGUAGAGUGCCAACAAGAACGGUCACAGCUAAAAAACAAAGAAAUAGCAUUGCGGAUGUUAAGAGCUCGACUCUACCAACAGAUUAUUGAGAAAGACAAGUGUCAACAACAGAGUGCUAGAAAACUACAGGUGGGAACAAGAGCCCAGUCGGAGAGAAUUCGGACAUAUAAUUUUACCCAGGAUAGAGUUACUGAUCAUAGGAUAGCAUAUGAAGUUCGUGAUAUUAAGGUGCUUCAAUCCAGCAACAGCAAGGUAACGAAAACAGGCCCAUCCUUUCUUGAGGAGUUAUUGGCAGUUAAGGAGUGUUGGAGGAGGGAGAGAUAUCUUCUUGAGUUGUGUGGGUACUGGUAAAUUGCAUGUGCUCUGGAGAAUAAUCCCCUACUCAUGCACAUGCAGACAACUCUAAUUAAACUCAGUGGACCACACAAAUACACAAGAAAAAAAGGCUUCAAAGUGGAAAGGAGAAUACUUGAGAAGAAGGGGUUUAGUGGAAGUUGGAGAAGGGGCAAGAGGCAAUAACAGGAGGGGAUUAUAAUCAAAAUACAUUAUAUACAUGCACAAAAACUGUCAAUUGAAAGAAAGAAAAUUUAAUAAUAGUCUUUUUGUAGAUAUGUUUCCAUUUUCUAGGGCCCUAGUGAAAUUACCAGAUAUUUAAAAGAAACUCAACAAGUUUCCUAAUGUCAACAUACCAAUUUACAUUCAUACUAUUUAUU